AUGUCUAAGCUCUACGUUGGUAAUUUACCCUCCGAUUGCAACGAAGCGGCCCUCAGGCAACUCUUCCAAGGUCACAACCUUUCGUGCACUACGAUACUCGUGAAACGAGGAGGUUAUGCGUUCGUUGACUGCUCGGAUCAAUCAACCGCGGAUCGGGCUAUCGACAAACUCAACGGAUACACCUAUCUCGGAUUUGCACUGGUUGUUGAGCCUUCUGUUGCAAGCGGCACGAAAAAACGGUAA
Molecule: messenger RNA, 243 nt
Organism: Venturia canescens
Lineage: Eukaryota; Metazoa; Arthropoda; Insecta; Hymenoptera; Ichneumonidae
Product: insulin-like growth factor 2 mRNA-binding protein 1
Exons: 2
Coding region: 1-243 (80 amino acids)
Cellular component (GO): nucleus
Molecular function (GO): mRNA binding
Source: RefSeq, a predicted model, not a curated record